Molecule: messenger RNA, 1997 nt
Organism: Rhodofomes roseus
Lineage: Eukaryota; Fungi; Basidiomycota; Agaricomycetes; Polyporales; Fomitopsidaceae
Product: ASST-domain-containing protein
Exons: 19
Coding region: 117-1628 (503 amino acids)
Source: RefSeq, a predicted model, not a curated record
GUAAUACAGGCUCUCGUCAUUACGGGGCACUUCGGAAACUGGUUGCAAAGGUUGGCUAGUAUAUAUGGCGACGAUCCUCACCGUGCUGUGUAGCCCGGUCCACAACGGUGCCCAAAAUGCAGCUAUUCCCCUCGCCGCCCCUGGCUCUGCUCGCUCUAAGUGCAACUGUUGCACGCGCGCAGGAGCUUCUCAGCUUCCGCUCGCGUCCGGACCUCCAACCACUGAAGUGGAUUGUCGCGAAAGAACCCACCGAGAACUAUCAUGACGGGUACUACAUGACUUGUCCUUGGAGUACGGACGUUCCGCAGCCCGCACCGGCGAUCUACACUUCCAAGGGAGAUCUAGUAUGGACAGAUCCUGAAGUGGGCAUGUGCUUCGACCUGGACGUUCAAAACCUCAACGGGACGGAUGUGCUCACAUUUUGGAAUGGCACAGUCAACCCAUUUUCGCGGUACGGCAUAGGUCAAGCGUACAUAAUGGACUCGACGUAUGCGGUCACGCAUGUGCUCGCGACCACGUUCAACGACACUUGUGAUCUGCACGAGUUCACGAUACCCAAGGCCACAAACUCGACCGCUCUGCUCCCCGUCUACUGGCCUGUGCAGGCUGAUCUUUCCGACUACGGCGGUACUGAGGAUGGAUGGGUGCUAUACAAUUUCUUCCAAGAGAUUGACAUCGCUACGGGCGAAAUCGUCUUCGAGUGGAACUCCUCUGAACACGUUCCGUUCUCGGAGUCAUACACUACUGCGGCGAACAGCACUACCGCGUACUACGCCUGGGACUACUUCCGUAUCAACUCGAUCGACAAGGAUACAUCUGGCAACUAUCUUGUUUCCUCUGGUCACACGCAAGCGCUCUACUACAUUGACGGCACGGACGGUGAGAUCAUCUGGAAGCUGGGCGGGAAGAACAGCAGCUUCACUUUCGGGCUCAACGCGACAUUCUACGGGCAACAAGAUGCGCGCUUCGUCGACGGACCCACUGUGGUCAGUAUGCAUGUUGGCGAAGCCACCACGGGCCAGACCACCGAGCGAGGACUGUCUCUUCUUCUCAAUACUACGACUAUGGAGGCGACGAUGCUGGUCGAAUUCCUUCCGUUGACACCAUACACCAGCACUUCCCAGGGAUCUCUCAGGUAUGACCCUGAUGGCAAUGUCGUCUUCGGAGGAGGCACGAACCCAUGGAUCUCCGAGUACUUACCCAAUGGGACGAUGAUCUACUCCGCGGCACUAGGCGGCGAAGGUUUGGUAGACUCGCUGAUUGAGAACUACCGCUCACUGAAGACAACGACAUGGAUUGGCUAUCCGCAAACAGCCCCUGACAUCGCGUUCAACGGAUCGACCGUAUGGGCGAGCUGGAACGGCGCGACGGAGGUCGCGGAGUGGGAGAUCUUGACAGGCGCGCACCCUAGCAUCCUGCGUCCAGUAGCAGUCGUUCCAAAGGACGGCUUUGAAACGGAGAUCACUAUCGAUUCCGCGAAGUACGCUCGUGCGAGAGCUUAUGAUGCGUGGGGUGCAGUCCUGGGACAGAGCCACGUUCUCGACGCGAACAGCACCAUCGUCUCUACGGAUGGUCAAUACCGGAAACGCUCUGAGAUUGACGGACGUGUUGUUCAGAAUAGUCUGUGACUCAAUAUGAGGCAGGGCGUUAACAUGGACAUGGCGAUUAAGAGGCUCACGGCCCUAUACAUCGUACGCACCGGACGAGAGACAUCGUGCCUCUCGUGCCAUUUCUGCCCUUCCUGCUUCGUCAAAUACACACAUGCCAUGGGCUUACAGCGGGAGCAGAUAGGCGGUCCCGAGAGCGAUGGCACCCAUAUGUAAGUCGCACCGCCCGCGUGGCGCACCAGCGUAGAGUAUCAGCCCGUCAUGGACCUCGGGGCUGAAGUGGAUAUCCACGUCUUCAGCCGAGCCCGAUGGUGAAUGCAAAGCUCGAGCGGUCGCAUCACCAUAAAAUAUCCCUAAUACAGUGUAUGCAAGUGGUACACACAGCGCAGA